GGUGGCAACUUCUCCUGCAGCCGGGAGCAGCCUGCCUGCCUCCCCCGCUGCCUCCCUGAGGGCUUCCCUCCGGCCGCCAGCGCCCAUCUUUCUCCAGAGGGAUAUUUUGCGCACACACACAUACACACACGCGCAAAAGGGAAAGGAGGAAAAAAAAAGCCCACCCUCUAGCUUCGUUGCAACAAGAAAGCCGGAGCAGCCGCAGCUCGAAACCCGCAGAGGACGCCCAGAGUGGCGAGCGAGUGGGUAGAUAGACAGACUGACCCGAGCCGCGUCCACCUGUCGGCCCAGACCAACCCAGCGCGCAGUGGGCGCGCCGCGCUCUCGGAGUAGCCGUGCCCGCCGCUUGGGCCCUGCGCCAGGGCGCACACGCUCCCGCCCCGCCACCCGGCCCGGGCGGGAGUUUGCACCUCUCCCUGCCCGGGUGUUCGGGCCGCCGCUGCAAAGCCAACUUUGGAAAAAGUUUUUUUUUUUUGAGACUUGGGCUUGGAGGUCCCCAGCUCUGCGCUUUCUGAUCUGGGGGUCCGUUCCAGAAAAUGUUGCAAAAAAGCUAAGCCAGCAGGCAGAGGAACACGCCUUUAGCGGGCGAGUGAAGACGAACCAUCGGCUGCCGUGUUCCUUUUCCUCUCUGAGGUUGGAGUCCCCUGCGCGCCCCCACACGGCUAGACGCCUUGGCUGGUUCGCGACGCAGCCCCCAGACCGUGGAUGCUCGCGUGGGCUCGGGAUCCGCCCAGGUAGCGGCUUUGGACCCAGGUCCCUUGUCCAGGUCCUCCCCAGCCCCCCAGCGACGGAGCCGGGGCCGGGGGCGGCGGCGCCCAGGGGCCAUGCGGGUGAGCCGCGGCGGCGGCUGCAGCGGCCUGAGCGCCUGAUCGCGGGGGACCCGAGCGGAGCCCACCCUCCUCCCCAGCCCCCCACCCUGGCCGCGGGGGCGGCGCGCUCCGUCUACGCGUCCGGGGCCCCGCGGGGCCGGGCCCGGAGUCGGCAUGAAUCGCUGCUGGGCGCUCUUCCUUCCUCUCUGCUGCUACCUGCGUCUGGUCAGCGCUGAGGGGGAUCCCAUUCCUGAGGAACUGUAUGAAAUGCUGAGCGACCACUCCAUCCGCUCCUUUGAUGAUCUUCAGCGCCUGCUGCUGCACAGAGACUCCGUAGAUGAAGAUGGGGCUGAGCUGGACUUGAACAUGACCCGAGCACACUCCGGAGUCGAGUUGGAAAGCUCAUCUCGAGGGAGGAGGAGCCUAGGGUCCCUGGCAGCAGCAGAGCCUGCCGUAAUUGCCGAGUGCAAGACGCGCACAGAGGUGUUCCAGAUCUCGCGGAACCUCAUCGAUCGCACCAACGCCAACUUCCUGGUGUGGCCACCCUGCGUGGAGGUGCAGCGCUGCUCCGGCUGCUGCAAUAACCGCAAUGUGCAAUGCCGGGCCUCGCAGGUGCAGAUGCGGCCGGUGCAGGUGAGAAAGAUCGAGAUCGUGCGAAAGAAGCCCAUCUUCAAGAAGGCCACAGUGACCUUGGAGGACCACCUCGCCUGCAAGUGUGAGACAGUAGUGACCCCUCGGCCUGUGACUCGAAGUCCUGGGACAUCCAGGGAACAGCGAGCCAAGACGCCUCAAGCUCGGGUGACCAUUCGGACGGUGCGAAUCCGCCGGCCCCCCAAAGGCAAGCACCGAAAGUUUAAGCACACCCAUGACAAGGCGGCCCUGAAGGAGACCCUCGGAGCCUAGGGGCGUCGGCAAGAGUGUGGGCAGGGUUAUUUAAUAUGGUAUUUGCUGUAUUGCCCCCAUGGGGUCCUUGGAGUGAUAAUGUUGUUCCCCUCGUCCGUCUGUCUCGAUGCCUGAUUCGGACGGCCAAUGGUGCUUCCCUCACCCCGCGUGCCCGGCCACCUCCACCAGCAGUGAUCCCUCAGCCUGCCCUGCAGCUCCAGAUGCAAAGGACUCCACUCCAGCCUGCUGGCUUCUCUUGACCACAAGAACCUGGGACAAGUGUGCAGGAGCCUUGCGGAGGACUGUGGACUGUGGACUGGCCCCAGAGCCUGGCACUUAGCCCGAGGACCUCUGCAUGUUCUGCCUGGUUCCUGGACCACUGGCCAGCCAGUAGGGAACACGUUCAGGCAGGCUAGGGUCCCUUGCAGUCCUGUGGCGGGGAGCACAGACUGGAGGAACUCUGAUGGCACCCAGAUCUGCCACACACUCAUCUCUCCCUGUCCCCUCAUCCUACAGUGGCUUUUCAUUUUAUAAGACAUGAACUCCUCUGGGCAGGUGGCCACACGCCUUCUCUGAUGGAUUAGAGAUGCAGUGUGCCUGUGACCUGGGCCUCUUUCCACUUCCCCUACGUUCACUUCCGGUUCAUUUCUCUACCUCCACUCUGUGUCUUCUUCCUCAUGUGCCCUUCAGUCUGCUCCUCCACGGGGUGCUGGGAUCCCGAUUGAGGCCCUGAAUGCCCAUCAUUCCUCCCUAGGGCAGGAGACCUGUCUGUUAUAUUCCACUCCAGCCAAGCAGGGUGAACAAGGUUGUAAUGGGAUGCAUAUCGCACAUGAUGCACUGCGUGUGGAGAUUGCUGUUCACACCCUAAAUAUGGCCAACUUGCAUAUUAUGACGUUCUGGCCAAUGUAGGUCAAACCUCUGAGGAAGGGAACCUUGUUUAAUUCAUACUAAGGCCCUUUGUGGAGUGGCUGUGUGUGCCCUGGCCCAGCCUGAAGCGCAGAAUGAGCCCAUGGUACUGGGGAAGCAACCUUGUUGUCUGUCCAUUGCCUCCACUUCCUGGGUCUCAGCUGUGCCCUUCCUGACAGGUGUGGGACACUAGGAGACCUCCAAGGGAGGAGCAGCCCUCGAUGCACAGGUGUCCCUCUGAUCUUUUGCGGUUCUACCUGAUGGCUCCUUCCAGGAAGCUAGCCAGUAGAUUGGAAGUGGGGGAGAGAGAGCCCUCGGGAGGAUGGAUUGACGUGGCCCGCCUCCCUUCCCACACUUUCCCGUCCCCGUUCCUUCCGCUUCCUUCAGUUUGUAAAGUUGGUGAUUAUAUUUUUGGGGGCUUUCUUUUUAUUUUUUAAAUGUAAAGUUUAUUUAUAUUCCGUAUUUAAAGUUGUAAAAAAAAAAAAGCCACAAAACAAAACCACGUGAA
Messenger RNA from Mus caroli (Ryukyu mouse), 3105 nucleotides. RefSeq names its product platelet derived growth factor subunit B (gene Pdgfb). Gene Ontology annotation, biological process: positive regulation of MAP kinase activity; positive regulation of ERK1 and ERK2 cascade; positive regulation of phosphatidylinositol 3-kinase/protein kinase B signal transduction. The record is from RefSeq and is a predicted model, not a curated record. Gene Ontology annotation, molecular function: growth factor activity; platelet-derived growth factor receptor binding. Lineage: Eukaryota; Metazoa; Chordata; Mammalia; Rodentia; Muridae. Gene Ontology annotation, cellular component: membrane.